Molecule: messenger RNA, 622 nt
Organism: Melitaea cinxia (Glanville fritillary)
Lineage: Eukaryota; Metazoa; Arthropoda; Insecta; Lepidoptera; Nymphalidae
Gene: CPR16
Product: pupal cuticle protein 27-like
Exons: 3
Coding region: 1-555 (184 amino acids)
Cellular component (GO): chitin-based extracellular matrix
Molecular function (GO): structural constituent of chitin-based larval cuticle
Source: RefSeq, a predicted model, not a curated record
AUGCGUCAGGUUAUCGUAUCUACGAUUCUGGGACUGGCCACUGCAGCUCAACUUCCCUCAGCUACCUAUCUUCCUCAAAGAUUUGAAUCAGGGUCAAACAAUCUAGGUGGCCUGAACGGUCAGGGUUCAGGUAACACCCGCCCUCAACAAGCCUUGGAAAGAAAUUCAGCGAUAUUAAAACUGGAUCAAGAAAUCGGAGAAAAUGGUUUCCGCUAUUCUUAUGAAACAUCUAAUGGCAUCCAAGCUGAAGAAGUUGGUAAUGCAGGUCAAACUAGAGGAGCAUUCGCUUACAAAGGUGAUGAUGGCAAGGUUUACUCCGUGACCUUCACAGCUGGAGAAGACGGUUAUAGACCCCAAGGUGAUCAUCUUCCAGUACCUCCACCAACUCCUGAGGAAAUCUUGCUGGCUCUAAAGCAGAAUGAGCAAGAUGAAGCUGCCGGUAUUUUUGAUGAUGGUCAAUACCGUCCAGACAACGACCAGGCUAAGGGUGGACAACAGUUUGGUUCUGCCAACCGUCAAGGAAGCUUCAAUUCCAAGUCUGGAUACAACUACUAAACUAAAGCUGUGAUGUAAAUGUGUGUAUUUUGUAAAUUAAUAAGUAAAUUUUCAAGUUUUGAUUACA